AUGUUUACCACCAAUACAGUGCAAGCUUCAACUGUCCCUACUUUGCAAUAUCAGGAACAUACUCAAAAAUCUCAAGGAAAAAAUAUUGAAAAUGUACAGCAAAAACCAGCUCAACAAAAUCAACAAACACAGCAGGAGUUCCCAACCUUUUGUUACACAACAAAUGUCAAUAUGAUUGGAAAAAUUAAUACUGGCACAACAACAGGAGCAGGGGCGGUAAACAUUGCACAGUUGACAACUAGUGAUGAUAAAACAUGUUAUAUAGCGCAACCUUUUUCAUAUAACUAUGCCUUAGUCAAUCAAAUGCAGAUUGCUCCUAAUGGAAUCCAGAACACUAUUUCUAAUAUAAGUUUUAAGUGUGAUGUUUGUGGUCUGAUGUUUGGACAUUUAACACUUUUAAAUGCCCAUAAAAGAAUACAUGCUCAAGAUACAGACAACAAUAUAACAGUAGUAGCAACAGGGGUGAGCUCUGCAAAUGAUGUAGCUAUGCCACCACAUAUACAAAUACUCUCCUCCGACCCAACUGAACCUCAACAACAUGUGCAACUGCAGGAUACAAAACCCAUUAUACUGGACAAAAUACAAAAGUGCAUCACAUGUGGUAAUGUUAUUCCCAACAAUCCAAAAAGAAAGGGACCAAAACUGAUCAGAUGUGAAAACUGUAUAGCCCAGGUCAACAUUGAACACAGGCAAAGCCAGAUGAACACAGCACAAAUAUUUGUGACAGAAGAGAAUGUCAAGUAUGAGGUGAGCGGAGUCAGCGGGGUUCAACCGAGUUCGGAUCCUCUAUCAGCUACCCAACCAAAUCAGCAACAGCAACCGCAGAAACAUUUACCAGGUCAUCAUCCCGUCAAAAAGAGAAACUUGGCUUCAGUGACAAAAUGUCAGAACUGCAAUGGCUCCGGCAUCAUAUUUGUAGGCGGCAGUAAAAACAAAAAUAAUCAACCAAACCCUGACAAAUCCUACCAUUGUAAUAUCUGUGGUGGUUCAUUUUCAAGAUAUUCGUCAUUAUGGUCUCAUAAGAAGCUGCAUUCGGGAGAGAAGAAUUUUAAAUGUGGUAUUUGUGGGAUCGCGUUUGCAAAAGCUGUGUAUCUCAAAAACCAUUCACGAAUUCAUACCGGAGAAAAACCAUACAGAUGUAACACGUGCGGUAUGCAAUUUUCACAAUCACCGCAUUUGAAGAACCACGAGCGAACGCAUUCGGGAGAAAAGCCAUAUGUUUGCGAAGUGUGCGACAAAGGCUUCGCGAGACACGCUACCUUAUGGAAUCAUCGGCGUAUUCACACCGGCGAGAAACCUUACAAGUGUGACAUAUGCGGAUCAGCAUUCAGUCAAGCGGCUCAUCUUAAGAAUCAUGCUAAGGUACACUCGGGAGAAAAACCUUUCAAGUGUGACAUUUGUACAGCGGCCUUUGCAGACAGAUUUGCACUUAAGCGACACAGGGGAAUACAUGACAAAUACGGACAAACUGCACCCUUACCUUCAAAAUUACAUCAGAAUCAGCUAGAACAGCAGCAAGCGACACAGUUGCAGACAAUAGCCACCAACCAACAGCAGCAGCCUACUACACAACCCGCAGUGGAAGUUGAACACUGUCCAGAACAGACACUAUGA
This is a messenger RNA of Leptosia nina, 1614 nucleotides long. Lineage: Eukaryota; Metazoa; Arthropoda; Insecta; Lepidoptera; Pieridae. The record is from the annotation of a GenBank genome assembly.